Molecule: messenger RNA, 243 nt
Organism: Aspergillus ruber CBS 135680
Lineage: Eukaryota; Fungi; Ascomycota; Eurotiomycetes; Eurotiales; Aspergillaceae
Exons: 4
Coding region: 1-243 (80 amino acids)
Source: RefSeq, a predicted model, not a curated record
AUGUACGCUACUCGUAUCAUGCGGCUCCAGGCCACCCGGCCUUACUUCUCUCCGGCUCCUAAGGAGAACCACAGCGCUCACACCAUCUCUCAGCGUUUGCGCAGCCUGAAGAAGAUUCCUCCGGAGUUGAUCCCUCUUGGUAUUGUUGCCCUCGGAGCUGCCGGUUACUCCCUGACCAAUAAGCUCUUGACCGACAAGACCCUGCGUCUCUACCGCAACAGCCCCGAGCAGCGUGAGCACUAA